UAUGUUAGUUGCUUUUUCUGUAUGUGGCGAAGUUGUCGACACACUUUUUAGGCAAUUACAUACUAAAAAGAGUGUUUUUGGUUGCUUACUUGGCUUCCGAUUCUUGAUAAUGAUCGGUAAUCUGAUGUGGCUGAUGAUAUGAUGCCAACAAUCUGAUAUGUUAGUUGCUCUUUCUGUAUGUGGUGAAGUUGUUGACACACUUUUUAGGCAAUUACAUUCUAAAAAGAGUAUUUUUGGUUGCUUACUUGGCUUCCGAUUCUUGGAAAUGAUCGGUAAUCUGAUGUGGCUGGUGAUAUGAUGCCAAUCUGAUAUGGCCAUUGCUUUUUCUGUUCAUGUGGUGAAAUGUUGAUGCACUUUUUAGUUGAUUAGCGUUUUUGGUCGCUUACUUGGCUCCCGGUUCUUGAUAAUGAUCGGAUAAUAGAUUGAUGAUAUGAUGCCAAUCUGAUAUGUCUGUUGAUACACGUUUUAAACGAUAGUAGGUAUGGCUAAUUAGUGUUUUUGGUCGCUUACUCGGCUUCCGAUUCAUAGGCUUACGAUAUGACAAAUUGCUUUUUUUUAUGUGGUGAAGUUGUUGAGUACUUUUUAUCCGAUUACAUGCUAAAAGAGCGUUCUUGCUCGUUUACUUGGUUUCCGAUUCUUGAUAAUGAUCGGUAAUCUGAUAUAGGCUUAUGAUAUCAUGUCAAUUGCUUUUUUCUGUUUAUGUGAUGAAGAUGUUGUGUUAGGAACACACCUUUCGCUUCAUAUCAUGUUGAUGCACUUUUUAACAGAUUACAUUCUAAAAAGAGUGUUGUUGGUCGUUUACCUGGCUUCCGAUUCUUGAUAAUGAACCUAAAUCUGAUAUUGGCUGAUGAUAUGAUUCAAAUCUGAUAUAUGCCACUUGCCUCUUCUGUUUAUGUGGUAAAGAUGUUCGUUUUUUGUGUUCGGGAAAAGGCGUGCUUCUCCACUCCUCUCACGCCCGAUGCAAAGAAAGGCGGCAGCAAAUUUGCCAAGCACGUCACACACGGCUCCCAUCUAGCGAAAGGAAAGGCGAAUCACGCCAUGGAAGACUACUUGGUGUCAGAACUCAAGAUGGUAGACGAGCACGAGUUGGGCUUGUUUGCCAUCUACGACGGACACAUGGGGCACGACGUUCCAAGUUACCUGCAGCUUCACCUCUUCGACACUAUAUUGAACGAGAGCGAUUUCUGGACCGACACAAAAAAUGCACUAAAGAACGCGUAUCACAAGAUGGAUAAGGUAAUAUUGGAGAAAUCGGGUCAACUGGGGAAAGGAGGGUCGACAGCAGUGACUGCGAUAUUGAUCAACGGACAGAAGCUCGUUGUUGCAAACGUAGGGGACUCCCGGGCUGUCAUCAGCAAGAAGGGCGUCGCCAAACAACUAUCUGUCGACCACGAACCUAGCAGGGAAAGGAAGUUCAUCGAGAGCAAGGGUGGUUUCGUAUCAAACCUGCCCGGCGACGUCCCUCGCGUUGAUGGCCAGCUGGCGGUGGCGAGGGCGUUUGGCGACAAGAGCUUGAAGAGGCACGUGACCUCGGAGCCUGAUAUAGCAGUCGAGGCCAUAGAUGACGAUGAUGCUGAGUUCAUCAUCUUAGCAAGCGAUGGAUUGUGGAAUGUCGUGUCGAACCAGGAAGCGGUCGACUCCAUCAAGACGAUCAAGGACCCUCACGCAGCAGCAAAGCAUCUCGUUGACGAGGCGGUGUCGAGGAAGAGCAAGGACGACAUCUCUUGCAUCGUUGUGAGGUUUCAUUAGCCUUUGAUUUGAUCAGUUUUAAUGCUCCCAAAGCUGUUAUAUAGGAUUUGAAGAAGAUUGGGGCAUACUUGUGUAUAAUGUUAUGAUUCCAAAAAUAUGUGAUUCUAUACUUUUUGUCGUAUAUCGGAAUUUCGUUUUUCGCGUGUC
Salvia hispanica is the source of this 1896-nucleotide messenger RNA. The record is from RefSeq and is a predicted model, not a curated record. NCBI's taxonomy places the organism in Eukaryota, Viridiplantae, Streptophyta, Magnoliopsida, Lamiales, Lamiaceae.